AUGGCUCUUGUUUAUUUGGCUUGGGAACAGAUUGUUUUGGAAGAAAGAGUAUUAGUUAGUCUUCACUUUUAUGCACAAGGGAGAUAUCAAAAAGGAUUAGGUGGUAAUAGUAUGCUAAAUAUAAGUCAACCGUCAGUCAGUCAAUGCAUACAUGCUGUAACUGAUGCUAUAAACCAGAGUCUGUUCAUAAAAUGGGUUAAAUUUCCAAUAACUGCCGCUGAAAGACAAAGGGCUCGAGAAAAUUUUGCAUAUGUUCCUCAACCAUUUGAAGGUACAAUUGGAGCUAUUGAUUGUACAUAUAUACAUAUACUUGCUCCUCCGGAACAUAAGGAAGCAUAUGUUAACCACCAUGGUAAACAUUCACUGAAUGUGCAAGCAAUUGUAAAUUCUAAACUACAAAUUUUGAAUAUGAAUGCAAGUAAUGGUGAACGCCAAACAUGGCUUAUAGGAGAUGCUGGUUAUCCAUUGGAACCCUGGCUGAUGACUCCAUUGCCACAUUUUGCAGAAGGUACUAGGCAGUUUGAGUACACUAAAAAAUUUUGUAAAGCCAGGAAUGUUGUGGAAAGAUUCUUUGGGGUGUUAAAAAGCAUGUGGAGAUGUUUGUCGUAUCAGAGAGUACUUAUGUAUUCACCUGGCAUGGCAGGUAAAAUUGUCAAUGCAUGUGCUACUCUUCAUAAUAUUUGCUUACAUUGCAAUCUACCGGCUUUUGAAGAUUUUGAUGCCAUUGAUCAAGAAAACAAUACAGUUGAACAUCAACAUGAACCUGAAUUUGAUCCAGCUCUUAGGCCAAAUGAAAGAGCACCUCGUGCAAUAGCUCAACGUAUACAAAAACAAUUAAUGUUGGAACAAUUUGGAAACUAUAGGGAUGGAAACAAUGAUGAAUAA
Molecule: messenger RNA, 885 nt
Organism: Macrosiphum euphorbiae (potato aphid)
Lineage: Eukaryota; Metazoa; Arthropoda; Insecta; Hemiptera; Aphididae
Source: the annotation of a GenBank genome assembly